This is a messenger RNA of Nerophis lumbriciformis (worm pipefish), 1011 nucleotides long. The record is from RefSeq and is a predicted model, not a curated record. NCBI's taxonomy places the organism in Eukaryota, Metazoa, Chordata, Actinopteri, Syngnathiformes, Syngnathidae.
AUGGAUUGCUGUGUUGGAUCUGUGUUAUUCUACUUUGUAUUACUUUAUAUGCUCAUUCACUUGCUUGUUUUCUUCUUCGCGGAUGCAGAUUUCACGUUACUGUGGGCUAGUCUGUUCGGACGUAAAUCAGAGGUGAAGCUGAAAGGUCAAGUGGUGUGGGUCACAGGAGCCUCCAGUGGCAUCGGGGAGGAACUAGCCUACCAGCUGGCUCGUUGCGGCUCGCGCCUCAUACUGUCCGCUCGCCGCGAGGAUGAGCUGAAGAGGGUGAAGCGGCAAUGCUUAGAGUCCACAGGUCUCAAAGAUGAGGACAUUCUUGUUCUUCCUCUGGAUUUGUUGGAGAGAACAAGUCAUGAAGCCAAAGCCCAAGCUGCAAUUGGACACUUUGGACAAAUUGACAUCCUGAUUAACAACGGUGGGCGAAGCCAGCGCUCUUUGUUCCUAGAUACGAGUGUCGACGUUUACCAGGCUUUGAUGGAGCUCAACUUCCUGGGUACCGUGUCCCUUACUAAGCAGGUGCUGCCUCACAUGACGCGGCGCGGAACUGGCAGCAUCGUGACUGUCAGCAGCGUGCUGGGUAUUGCCGGGGGGCCACUGGCGUCGGGAUACGCUGCCAGCAAACACGCGCUUCAGGGUUUUUUUAAUUCCCUCCGGACCGAGCUCUAUGACUACCCUAACAUACUCAUCAGCACAGUCUGUCCAGGGCCAGUACAAUCAUUCAUAGUAGAAAAUGCCUUCACUGAAGAUCUGAACAAGCCCAUGGCUUCAGCUGGUUACCAGGGAUACAAGAUGCCCACGAGUCGCUGCGUGUAUUUAAUACUGGCGGGGAUUGCCAACGGUGUCAAAGAAAUGUGGAUCUCUCAGCAACCCUUCCUGUCUUUCAACUAUGUAUGGCAGUACACACCCACGUUUGCCUGGUUUAUCACAAAGAUCCUGAGCAAGAAAAGGGUGCAGAAUUUCAAAUUGGGUGUGGAUGCAGACUCUGCCUACUUCACCAAGCCUAAAACACUGUAA